AUGUCUGUCCCUGACACCUCGCCGCCUUCCUGGGAUCUGACCCCGGCUAUCAGCCUGUUACACUCGUUUAACCUGGAAGGCAGUCGCCAUGAACGCCCCUCUAGCCCGGACCAGAUCGCAAGCGGCCCUAUCAGUCAUAGCACGUUGGCGUCCGCUGCUAUAGAUGCCGUAAAAAGUGAUCCACACCCUCAGCUUGGAGACUUUGACGUCCUCUUUACAUUCUUAUCCCAGGCCUCGCCACCGAAGCUUGGCCUUGACACGGGUCACGAAAAGGCUUGCGAUAUCAGUGGCAAGAAGAAUAUGCUAGAAAAUGUCACAGUGUUGAAGCAUAAGAAAAAAGAGACUCAGGCUAAGAAGACAAUACUCAAACGAGAUGCCGCCAAGAACUUCCAACCUCAGCAGCCCAGCAAUUCCCCGGGAUUGCCACUAUCAACUGAUGCCAGUGGCACCGUUAUACUGUCGCCUGAAUGCAUUCUUCGCAGGCCUACUCCUGCUCCUAUACCUGAAGUUGCUCCUACCCCUAAGGGGAAGAGGACUGUUGGGUCUAUGGUUCAUGUCGAGCCUCUCUUGACUGGAUCUACAACGCAAAGGCUACAGGGCCUUGUCUCGUUACUGCUUGAGAAACAUACCAAAGUUAGAAAUAACCUACACCAUGGGAAUCUACGUGAAUACCUCUGCUACCCACUGAAGACGGCGCCUGCAGGUAUUCACGUAUUCGUAGAUAUGUCGAAUAUCAUGGUGGGUUUUCACGAUUGUAUCAAGAAGGCAAGAGACAUACCUCUGACGACCCGAGUUCGUCGACUUCCCCUAUCUUUUCAGAACUUUUCCCUCGUGCUCGAACGAGCCCGCCCGGUGAGCAAAAGAGUCCUUGUUGGCUCUGAUCGCUUUCCUGCCAUCGACGAAGCAGAGACGCUUGGUUACGAGGCGAACAUUUUAGAACGAGUCCACAAAGCGAAACCUUCAUCGCCGCGAAAGACGAAACUCUCCAGCAGUGGUGGAGAUAAGGCUGUCCGCCGCCCACUCCAUGAUCAGUCGAGCAGCUCUGAGACGAAUGCCCGACUCCCAGUCGAGAGAUGGGUGGAACAAGCCGUAGACGAGAUUCUACAUUUGAAGAUCCUAGAGAGUAUCGUGGAUACCGAUACUCCCUCGACUAUCGUCCUGGCGACUGGCGACGCCGCCCAGGCAGAAUAUUCAGAUGGAUUUUUGAAGAUGGUUGAACGUGCAUUGAGCAAGGGAUGGUUUGUCGAGCUGGUUAGUUUCAGCUCGAUUACCAGCCGUGCUUACACGCGGAAAGCAUUCCGGGACAAAUGGGGUUCUAGAUUUCGGAUUUUCGAGCUUGACAUCUAUGCUGAAUAUCUGCUAGAUCUAUGA
Molecule: messenger RNA, 1371 nt
Organism: Microsporum canis CBS 113480
Lineage: Eukaryota; Fungi; Ascomycota; Eurotiomycetes; Onygenales; Arthrodermataceae
Exons: 2
Coding region: 1-1371 (456 amino acids)
Biological process (GO): protein import into nucleus
Cellular component (GO): nucleus
Molecular function (GO): small GTPase binding; guanyl-nucleotide exchange factor activity
Source: RefSeq, a predicted model, not a curated record